Adineta ricciae is the source of this 2817-nucleotide messenger RNA. The record is from the annotation of a GenBank genome assembly. NCBI's taxonomy places the organism in Eukaryota, Metazoa, Rotifera, Eurotatoria, Adinetida, Adinetidae.
AUGUUGACAAAUCAUCGUUUUAACAUAGUGGUAGUUUUUCUGCUGAUCUUCAUCAAUACAAUAACCACCCUUUGGUUCAAUCAACCCCAGUUCUGUCCAACAGUUGAAUGGAGUAGAGAUGCAGUCACUUUUGCCAAUACAUCUACAACUGGGUCUAACGAGGGUGAUAUAUUUAUCGACGCAAACAAUACGAUUUAUAUUACUGUUUCUCAAAGAAAACAAAUUCUGAUUUGGCACGAGAACACCACUUAUCCAAGGACAAUCGGAAGAGACGAUUGGUCGCUCAUUUUUUCUAUAUUUGUUCCCAAUACCGGUGAAAUUUAUAUUAGUUUUUCUGAUGGCAAAAUUAUUAAAUGGAUGGCAAGUACAAGUACAUUUGUGAACAUUACGCACUUUCAACAACCUUGUCGAGACAUUUUCAUCGACAUCGAGAAUCAUUUAUAUUGUUCAUUCUAUGAUCUGGCUGUAGUUGUGAGGACAUCAAUAAAUGGGAAAACGCCGAUGAUGAUUAUGGCUGGUAUUACGAACAUCGCUGGAUCAACUCCUGAUAGACUGUACGGUCCUUCAGGAAUCUUUGUUGAUACAAAUUUGGAUUUAUACGUGGCAGAUACGUGGAAUAGCAGAGUACAAUUAUUCUCGUCGGGGAAAUAUAUUGGAAAAACAGUGGCAGGACAAAGUUCAUCAGAUAUCACAAUUGUACUCAAGCGACCACACUCAAUUGCCUUAGAUGCUGACAAAUAUCUAUUCAUUUCGGACUAUGCAAACGGUCGCAUCGUUGCGUCAGGACCAAAUGGUUUUCGAUGUUUGCUCGGUUGUGAUGGAAUGGGUAAACAACCUCAUCAAUUAUAUUAUCCGAAGGCGAUUAGUUUUGAUGUCCGUAAGAACAUAUUUGUUUAUGAUGCGGCCAAUCAACGAUUUCAAAAAUUUGAUUUACAGAUAGAUUCAUGUCAAAAUGUUCCAGUCACGACCCAAGUGACAUAUUCAUCGAUGUUAACACGAAAUCAUACAAAAUUUUCACGCACUAGAUUCUAUCAUAUAUAUUACCAUCUUGAAGCGAUAAAAGUAGUUGUCGAUAAAAAUGACUUUUACGUUAUCACUGCCAACAGUAGUAUCGAUCUCUAUGGUCAUAUAUACAAAGAUCAUUUCUAUCCCGUGGAUCCUACAAAGAAUCUAAUUGCCUGGUAUGGCAAAUGUUGUAACAAAGAUCAGUUCAACUUCACAAUUGAACUUCUUGUCGGCACGCAAUAUAUUCUAGUUGUAACGACAUACAAUCCAUAUGAUACAGGCCCGUUUUUAGUCACUGUAUUCGGUUCAUAUCCGGUUCGUUUUGAACGCAUUAAUGCAUCGUUAGCCACUUACUUGAAGUAUUCGUCGGAACUAACAACAGACAGCCAAGUAUAUAACAAUCUUUGCGAUCGUUCAUAUUUUUACUAUGAAACUCUACGACUGACUGUAUCCACCGAUGGAUAUUAUGUUUUCUCUACUAUUAAGCAUCAAAAAGAACACAUGUAUUUCUACAAAAAUCAUUUCAAUCCAUUGGAUCCACGCCAAAAUUUACUUUUGUUCAUGGAGACGAUCUAUUUUUGUGAUUUUUGGAACCAUGAAGUCGCAGAAACAUAUAAGCUUCAAUCUCACAUCACAUAUAUAUUAGUUGUAACAACUAAUCAACCAUUGACAACACAAGCCUUCUCAAUUGCCUUGUACGGCCCAACAAAUUUUACUCUUCAACGCUUUAUUGACAACUCCACUUACUGCUAUGUUGGUGGUCUAUGUAACACUCAAGUCAAAGGCAUUGGUCUCACUCUCGAUGAUAUUCUUCGACUGGAAGUCAAUCGAAAUAUGAGCAUUCAUGAUCAACGACUUUCUAUCAAAAUCAGCGGUGUUUUGACAGUGGUCAUGCUCAUUGUGAGCGUCGUUAGUAGUCUCUGUACAUUUUUGACAUUCCAAAACCAAAAGUCACGAACAGUCGGAUGUGGAUUAUAUUUUCUGACAUCAUCAGUUACUUCUUUUCUCACAAUCACUAUGUUCACAAUCAAGUUUUGGUUCGUUGUCGGUACACAAAUGAGUCCAUUUGUUCGUCAGUCUGUUCUUCAAGCUGGUUGUAAGUCGAUUGAAUGUCUUCUGAAAUUGUUCUUCUACUGGGAUGCUUGGCUCAGUGCAUGUGCGGCAGUAGAACGCUCAGCGAGUGUUUACAAAGGAGUGCGUUUUGAUAAGGAGAAAAGUAAACGUUUCGCUCGAUGGAUCAUCUUCGCCUUGCCAGUCUUGAUCAUGGGCUCGCUGGUUCAUGAACCAAUAUACCGUCAAAUAUCCAAUCAUGAAACAAUGGAAAAAACAAAAAACGACGUAGGGAUAAUUCUUAAAACGGAAAUUGUGACACAUAGUUAUGUCUGGUGUGUAACUACAUAUCCACAAUCAGUUCAAAAUUACAACACCAUCAUCCUGUUCAUUCAUCUUCUUGGUCCAUUUCUUACAAACCUCUUCUCUUCAGUAUUCAUCAUUAUUGCAAGUGCUCGCCGACGGGCUGAAGCUCAGAAUCGACAACCGUAUCGAAAACAUCUUCGUGAACAAUGGAGUGAACAUAAACAACUUGUUAUCAGUCCUCUACUGUUACUUCUUCUAUCAACACCACGCCUUGUCAUUUCCUUGCUAUCUGGAUGCACAGAUGUUUCUCGUUAUGCAUGGCUGUAUAUUUCUGCUUAUUUCAUAUCGUUCACACCAUCGAUACUCAUAUUUGUUGUCUUUGUCCUUCCUUCGACUUCGUAUCGGAGUACUUUCAAACAAUCGCUUUUUCGACUUUGUAAAAGAUCAAGAUCAUAG